This is a messenger RNA of Mitosporidium daphniae, 963 nucleotides long. RefSeq lists its product as uncharacterized. The transcript has a single exon. NCBI's taxonomy places the organism in Eukaryota, Fungi, Microsporidia. The coding region runs from base 1 to 963 and encodes 320 amino acids. The record is from RefSeq and is a predicted model, not a curated record.
AUGGAUGCUGUAGCUGUGGUUGGAUCUACACCUGCUCAAAAUAUGAUCACUAGAGCUUGCCAAUUAACUGUUUUUGGAUGCAUAUCAUCUCUCGCUGUCUUUUGGCUGAAAAAGUUUGCUCCAUCUGAAAAUUGGAAAACAUCGAAACACAAGUCUGUGAAUGGCGUCAUCAGCACCAUGCUUAGUGACGCCUUAUCGCAUUUUCUAUACGCUUGCCUCUUCUUUAUUGGUAUAAAAUCGUUAACGUCGAUUUCUCAAACCAUUGCGGUAGAAACACCUGCGGUCAAGUUUUCCUUUUUCCAUAGGUUUUCCAUCCGAUUUCUUCUCCCAGAAAUCAGUUUUGGCGACUACCUGGCCAUUGACAUCACCAUUUUUUUGUGUAAGGGCAUAUUUUCUUUCGUGAAAACCUUGUAUGGCCGCUGUUUCAAUUAUUGGGCAUAUGCCGCUUUCUCGGCGUUAUUUGCCCUUAUUUUCCCCUCUCUGCUCAUGGUGUCAUUAUCGGUACUAAAUCCGGUGCGAAUUUCCGGAAUCCUUCAUGCUGAUAUUAUGAUGUUCCUUUUGGCCAAUCUAAACGUCUACUUUGUUUGGCUCCUUAUUCCGAGCAUCUUUAUCUUUAAUAUGCUUCCGCUUACCGGGGAACUCAAUGAUCCCGUUAAAACUUUCCUUUACGGGCUGUUUGUAUGUGCCCUCGUUUACGUACCUUUAAAUGAUAUCCUUAGUGCCAUAAUAAAGGCUGGGGGCAUAGCGGCAAUAUCUGAAAACUCUCCGCUUGUUUUUCUUCUCCAUGCUAUAUUGUAUGGCCUCAUAUAUUCCUUCGGAUAUAAGACGCUAUUUAUGCUUAAUUCAUGCAUCAACUCAUACUUCGAUUCCGAAGUUGCUCCCUUCAACCCGGUUGCCGAUGACUUUUCAGGAUCUAUAGUUACGAUCUUUUCCGGCCCAUUUUUUAAAAUUAAGCACCCGUAA